This is a messenger RNA of Erinaceus europaeus (western European hedgehog), 3583 nucleotides long. It is a transcript of the gene RTN4RL1, whose product is annotated as reticulon 4 receptor like 1. The record is from RefSeq and is a predicted model, not a curated record. Lineage: Eukaryota; Metazoa; Chordata; Mammalia; Eulipotyphla; Erinaceidae. The transcript is spliced from 2 exons. Gene Ontology annotation, molecular function: protein binding. Bases 465 to 1802 code for a protein of 445 amino acids.
UGGUCCUGCAAGCGCGCGAAGGGCGCUUUCCCCGGAGCUCGCGGUGCGUGCGGGCGCCCUUUGCAGCAGCCGCGGCGGCUGCCCGAGGGGGCGGAGAGAAAGGGGCUGCGGCCGGGCAACCGGGCAGCCGGGGGGCGGCGUCCCCUCUCAAAACCGCCUGCAAAGUGCUCGGGGCUGCAGAAGCAGGCCGCCGGCUCCGCCGAGCAAGCAGCUCGACCCGGCGUUGAGCGAGCGCACUGGGCUGCGGGGCAGCGCCGCGGUGGCUAGUGGGCGCCGGUGCCCUGGGCGCGGGGCUCGGGCUCACCAUGCCCCUGCGGGGCCGCGCCGCCGGGCACCAGUGGAUCCCGGGCUUGCCCCCGCCACAACGCGCUCGGAUUAGCUGCAGCCGGCACUCAAGGAUUUGAAUACCGACCGGGGAGGGAGCACGCCUAGGCCGACCUCGGAGUGGCGGCCCCGCGGCCAAUAUGCUUCGAAAAGGGUACUGUGUGGAACUGCUGCUGCUGCUGCUGGCUGGGGAGCUGCCCCUGGGCGGCGGCUGCCCCCGGGACUGCGUGUGCUACCCGGCCCCUAUGACGGUCAGCUGCCAGGGCCACAACAUCCCUGCCAUCCCCGAGGGCAUCCCGGUGGACAGCGAGCGCAUCUUCCUGCAGAACAACCGCAUCACCUUCCUCCAGCAUGGCCACUUCAGCCCCGCCAUGGUCACUCUGUGGAUCUACUCCAACAACAUCACCUUCAUUGACCCCAGCACCUUCGAGGGCUUCGUGCACCUGGAGGAGCUGGAUCUGGGUGACAACCGGCAGCUUCGGACGCUGGCGCCCGAGACCUUCCAGGGCCUGGUGAAGCUCCAUGCCCUCUACCUCUACAAGUGCGGGCUUAGCACCCUGCCCGCCGGCAUCUUUGGCGGCCUGCACAGCCUGCAGUACCUCUACCUGCAGGACAAUCACAUUGAACACCUCCAGGAUGACAUCUUUGUGGACCUGGUCAACCUCAGCCACCUGUUCCUCCAUGGCAACAAGCUGUGGAGCCUGGGCCAAAACACCUUCCGGGGCCUGGUGAACCUGGACAGGCUGCUGCUGCACGAGAACCAGCUGCAGUGGGUCCACCACAAGGCGUUCCAUGACCUCCACAGGCUCACCACCCUCUUCCUCUUCAACAACAGCCUGUCAGAGCUGCCGGGCGACUGCCUGGCUCCGCUGGGGGCCCUGGAGUUCCUCCGCCUCAACGGGAACGCCUGGGACUGCGGCUGCCGGGCGCGCUCGCUGUGGGAAUGGCUGCGGAGAUUCCGAGGCUCCAGCUCUGCAGUCCCCUGUGCCACGCCUGAGCUGAGACACGGCCAGGACCUGAAGCUGCUGAGGGCCGAGGACUUCCGGAACUGCACCGGGCCGGCGUCCCCGCACCAGAUCAAGUCGCACACUCUCACCACCUCCGACAGGGGUGCCCACAAGGAGCACCACCCUUCCCACGGUUCCGCCAGGGACAAGGGCCACCCACACGGCCACCUGCCUGGCUCCCGGCCAGGCCACAGGAAGCUGGGCAAGAACUGCACCAGCCACAGGAAUCGCAACCAGAUCUCAAAGGCGGGUGGCGGGAAGGAGGCCCAUGAGCUGCAGGACUAUGCGCCUGACUACCAGCCCAAGUUCAGCUUUGACAUCAUGCCCACGACACGGCCCAAGAGGAAGGGCAAGUGUGCCCGCAGGACCCCUAUGCGCACCCCCAGUGGGGUGCAGCAGGCCUCCUCUGGCACGUCUCUUGGGACCUCGCUCCUGAUCUGGAUUCUGGGGCUGGCGGUCACUCUCCGCUGAGGACCCAGGACGCCAACACCCAGCACUGCCACAAGUCCACCAAGGAACUGAAUUCCUUUCUUCCUUUUUUUUUUUUUUUUUUCCUUUUUUAUUUAACAAGUGGAGGAUCUGCUGGGUUUCAUGCAAAGGCUGGUAGAGGCUUUGGCUGUCAUCUGGGUUCUGCCCAGUGGAUUGUCAACCCAAAGUGUACAGCCCCAAGCUGAUGGGAUCCGCGUAUCUCACCAAGCCGUCCCGGCCAGCCCCUGCCAGGCCCCAAGGACAACACCAAGCCAGCAAGGUGGUUAAAGGUUUGCAAAAUGAGUCCUUCACUGGCUGCAAUGGGACAGUUCCCUGCAAGAGCUGGGGUCUGUGGAAUCCUGGAGAGGCCUCAGGAGCCCCUGCCAUUCCUGGAGGAAUCAGGACUCAUAGAGGAAGAGACGAGGCCCACCCAACAGGCCGGGUCUUUCAGCCAUCUGGGUGCACAUGAGCAGGUGGCCUUUGGGCCCUUGCCACUCAGUCAACCCACCCUGAAUCCAACCAUGUGCCACCUUCAGUCCCUCCCUCAGGGGUAAGGCCUCUCAUUCCUGAUGUCUCAGGCAACCCUGGCAGCCCCAGGCCCAACUGCUGGGCUCCAAGAACCAAUUACCAAAGGAAAGAUCACCAGAGGCUGAAAUGUGGAACUUCAGGUGGAGCGAAGUUCUCACAGAAGGUGCAGUUUUAUAACUAUGUCCACUCUUAUAUAUAUUCACACACAUUCUACAUAUUAUAUACACACAAAUGCACAGGAUCCCCCUCCCCCUUACCAAGCUGUAUGUCUUCUCCUGUUUAUAAACUAUACGGAAAACUAUAUCUGCUGAACUAAGGAUUGUAUCGGUGAUUUCUAGCAAGAAGAGUUCUAGGAUUUUUGUCUAGAAUCCACACCUGGCAGUGAUAGUUUCCAUGUAUGCCGGGCUUGCCAGGGGCCCGGUGCGACGUGUCCGUGGGGAGGGUCAGGGAGACAGUGAGAAUCACUUCAGGGGACCAAUAUUCUUAGAGACUUAGAGCAUCCCUUUGUUUUUAUAUGCAACACAAGCCUGAUGUGCUGGAGCACUCCCUCACCCUCGCCCUGGGAGCUGUAGAGCCAGAGUGAGGAGUGAGAGGCUGGAUGUCAGGGACCCAGGCCCUGGGGGUGGAAGGAAGGGGCUGGGAAUUUCUUAGGCCAUGGGGCGAGGCAGCAUCCACAGUGUUAGUCCUAUAGGUUGGGCAGUGUCGUCAGCCUAGCAUUUUGCCAGUGACUGGUCUGGACAGGCCAGGGAGACUCUGGGCAUGAGCCCAGGCUCCCAGCAUGGCUCAGCUGCUGAAUUUUUCCUUGAUGCUCUUUGAUGGGUGUCCCAGGAAAGGUCUUGUAUAGGGUGGCAGGAGGGAGAACCUCAGGGUACCUUGGCAGAGGGGAAGAAUGAGGGCAUUUCUAGAACCAUCUCAGGCGCCUCUGCAACUUAGAGGCCCCAUCUCUCUCCUGACCCUGCUGAAGAUGCCUGUGAAUAAACAGAGUGUAUAUCAGGGUGGGGAACACAGACUCAGGAGCCAUGAGCCAGGGGGCUGUGCCCAGAGGAAGCAGCAGGCAAGCCCAGAAAAGGGACGGGGGCUUUGGUCAAGGUCAGCCACACUGCUGUCUUGGGCCUGGGCAGGCACAAUCUCUUUUGGGCUUGGCACACAACCUGAAUUUCCCAACAGAGAGAUGUGUGUGAGGAGAAAGCAACACUGAAUCCAAUUAAGAGAGAAAAAUAAUAAUAAAAAAAAUUCUCUUGGACAAGAAGCCUGUU